This is a messenger RNA of Thamnophis sirtalis, 894 nucleotides long. The record is from RefSeq and is a predicted model, not a curated record. Lineage: Eukaryota; Metazoa; Chordata; Lepidosauria; Squamata; Natricidae.
GCGCCGGCUGGCCGGCCCUGCGCUGGGCGGCCUUAAAGGGGACUGGCGCCUUGUGGCCGGCCAAGUGAAAAUCCCAGGCCGGCGAAGGGAAGUCUCUCUAUCUCUCUGGCCGUCUGCCUUGGGGUCCUGCAAGCGGUGCGGGGACUGUGGCCGAAAGGCGGGGCGGCCCUCCCCAACGGGAGGAGCCUCUUUCGAACCCGGCUCCCGGGAAAUGCCCAGCAGGGAGCUGGAUCCCCUGCGUUAGGAUCGGGAACACUUGAGCGCCUGGCCAGCCUUGCUCCGGCGGAGGGGACGCCGAUGAUGUACACCAUUACCAAGGGCCCGAGCAAGCUAGCCACGCAGAGGAGGACAGGUCCCACGCAGCAGGUGGAGAGCAAAUUGGUCGAUCUGAAAUGCCGGCGGCCGCAGCAGCAACAGCAGCAGCAACAGCAGCCGGAGCUGGGCUCGUGGCCCCUUGCAAGGAAACUCCCACUUGUUUAUUUCCAUUUUGAAUGGGUUCUGCAGCCUGAAAAAUGUUUGAAAACCCCUAAAGUUACUAAAGAGGAAUCACAUGACAAACCACCACCACCCCGGGACACUGCAACCCGUCGUAACUACGAGUCAGUUGCCCAACGCUUGAAUUUCGAUCGGGACCACAAGGGAUGCUGCAACAUUCCUUGGCAACAAGUGGAACAGCAACUGGACAGUCGAGAGCAGGGAGACGGUCGAUCUGGCCCAGUACAAUACACAGAGAAAACACCCACUCCUGAAUUGAAAGCCCUCUUAGCCAACAUUAUUGCAUCCCUAAAAGACAAUAGCGAAGACAUACAGUAUGCUGGUAUUGAACUCAACGAUGAGAUUGACACUGAGGUAACUUUGUGGGAAGAAGUAUAUCUUGGCAUUACUUUGGGGUAA